AUGAGUUCCACAGAAGACCUUGACUAUCCUCAAACCAUCUUGGAAUACAACAGUGGAUUUUUAGUCUCAAAGGUUAUGUUCACUGCCUGUGAGUUGGGGGUGUUUGAUCUUCUGCUGGAGUCAGGAGGGCCUCUGUCUUCAGAUGCCAUUGCUGCACACUUGGGUACCAGCACCACAGGGAUGGAAAGACUGCUGGAUGCCUGUGUGGGAUUGAAGCUCUUGGCAGUAGAGCUGACGCAAGAAGGAGCCCUCUACAGAAACACAGAAAUUUCCAACAUCUACCUUACAAAAUCAAGUCCCAAGUCUCAGUAUCAUAUUAUGAUGUAUUACUCCAACACAGUCUACUUGUGCUGGCACUACUUGGCCGAUGCUGUGAGAGAAGGAAGAAACCAAUAUGAAAGAGCUUUUGGCGUUUCAUCUAAGGACCCUUUUGGAGCAAUGUACAGAUCAGAAGAAGAAAUGCUGAAAUUCAUGGCUGGCCAGAACUCAGUAUGGAGUAUAUGUGGUAGAGAUGUUCUUGCUGCAUUUGACCUUUCCCCUUUCAGGCAGAUCUGUGACCUGGGAGGAGACUUCUUUAAAGAUUCAAUUCCAGAAGCUGAAUUGUAUAUUUUAUCCAAGAUACUGCAUGACUGGGAGGAUGACAAAUGCAGACAGCUGCUGGCAAAAGUCCACAAGGCUUGCAAACCUGGCGGUGGAGUGCUGCUGGUUGAAUCACUUCUGAAUGAAGAUAAAAGUGGGCCUUUAGAAACCCAACUGUAUUCGAUGAAUAUGUUGGUGCAGACAGAAGGAAAAGAGCGAACAGCAGCAGAGUACAGCAAGCUCCUUGAGGCAGCUGGCUUCGGAGAGGUUCAAGUCAAGAGGACUGGAAAACUCUAUGAUGCUGUUUUAGGAAGGAAAUAA
This is a messenger RNA of Nipponia nippon (crested ibis), 900 nucleotides long. It is a transcript of the gene ASMT, whose product is annotated as acetylserotonin O-methyltransferase. NCBI's taxonomy places the organism in Eukaryota, Metazoa, Chordata, Aves, Pelecaniformes, Threskiornithidae. The record is from RefSeq and is a predicted model, not a curated record. Gene Ontology annotation, molecular function: protein dimerization activity; O-methyltransferase activity.